Annulohypoxylon maeteangense is the source of this 945-nucleotide messenger RNA. Its product is annotated as glycoside hydrolase family 17 protein. Gene Ontology annotation, biological process: carbohydrate metabolic process; cell wall organization. The coding region runs from base 1 to 945 and encodes 314 amino acids. The record is from RefSeq and is a predicted model, not a curated record. Gene Ontology annotation, molecular function: 1,3-beta-glucanosyltransferase activity; glucan endo-1,3-beta-D-glucosidase activity. Lineage: Eukaryota; Fungi; Ascomycota; Sordariomycetes; Xylariales; Hypoxylaceae. The transcript is spliced from 3 exons. Gene Ontology annotation, cellular component: cell surface; extracellular region; fungal-type cell wall.
AUGCAACUCCGACGAGAACUCGUCUCCACAUUCGGCUUUGUUGCCGUUGCCGCGGCCCAAGUCUAUCAGGGCUUCAACUACGACGCAGUCAACAACGAUGGAUCAUGUAGAGGCUAUCCUGAUUUCUAUGGCUUUUUUGAGCGCGCAAAGAACUUGGCCGGCACGGAGGGCCAUUUCGCAGCCGCUCGUUUGUAUACGUCGAUUGAAUGUGGCACGACAGCCGACCCGAUCUCAGCAUUCCAAGCCGCGAUCGACACCAACACCGACAUUCUCGUCGGAUUAUGGGCAAGUGCUGGCCGGGAUGUCUUUGGGAAAGAAUUAACCGCGCUCCUUGCCGCAACUAAACAGUUGGGUGCUGCUUUCACUGAUCAUGUCAUUGGUAUUAGUGUUGGAUCUGAAGACCUCUUUCGAAGUAGCGUUCAAGGUCAAGUGAAUGACGCGGGAGCUGGUGCUACGAGCGCAGAAAUCGAAGGCUAUAUUGGUUGGGCGAGAGACUGGAUUCGUGGUACAGCCUUGGACGGCAAGCCGAUCGGGCAUGUUGAUACAUGGACCUCCUGGAUUGCGCCUGAGAAUGCUGGUGUUGUCUCCUCCGUCGACUUCUUGGGCCACAAUGCAUUCCCAUACUUCGAGACAACUAGAAUCAACGCCAUCGACCAGGCCACCGACAACUUCUGGUCCGGCCUUAAGCAGACCGAGAGCGUUGCGGGCGGAAAGCCCGUCUUCAUUACCGAAACCGGCUGGCCAAGCAUGGGCCCUCAGCAACGGGAUGCUGUCGCUUCUCUUGACAAUGCGAAAGGCUACUACUCGCAGAUUGGUUGCGCGCUCUUCGGCCAGCGCACCACUUUCUGGUACACUUUGGUGGAUUCCAAUAUGACGCAGGCGGAUAUAUCUUUUGCCCUCACCCCUAUUGACAGCGCUACGCCUAGAUUUGACCUGACUUGCUAA